Akanthomyces muscarius is the source of this 1119-nucleotide messenger RNA. RefSeq lists its product as uncharacterized. The record is from RefSeq and is a predicted model, not a curated record. NCBI's taxonomy places the organism in Eukaryota, Fungi, Ascomycota, Sordariomycetes, Hypocreales, Cordycipitaceae. The transcript has a single exon. Gene Ontology annotation, molecular function: protein binding. The coding region runs from base 1 to 1119 and encodes 372 amino acids.
AUGGCGCCGAGUCGACCCGAAAAGAAGGAAAAGUCCGAUCCGGGCGCCCUUCUAGACGACGCCGAGACCCUAUUCGAAGUCGGCAACAUUGAGGAAGCGAUUGGCCUCGCCGACAAGGCCUUGACGACGACUGGCGAAGGCGGCGAUUUCGAGCUCCGAGCCGUCAACCUCCUUGCUCUGCUACACAUUGAAGACGGCGAAGUGGAGGAAGCCCGCUCAUUUUUUGAGCGCGCCGCCAACAUUGACAAGGAUGGCGAAAUGGACGAAAAGGUCGGUGGCGGUCCCGAAAAGUUUCUGUUCCUCGCCGAGCUCAGCGAAGAGGGCGGCCAGGACACUGUCAAGUGGUUCGAUCGCGGCGCCGCGGCGCUCCGCAAACAGAUUCAGACCCUCGACGCCGUCAGCAACAAGACUCCCGAGCAGAAGGCCGCAUACCAAGAGAAGCAAAAGAAGCUCGGCGGAGUGCUCUGCGCCGUCGCCGAAGUUUACAUGACAGAUCUGUCGUGGGAAGAGGAUGCCGAGCAGCGCUGCGAGGCGCUCGUCACAGAGGCCAUGAUGAUUGCGCCCGGCUCGUCCGAGACGUGGCAGACGGUCGCCAAUGUGCGCAUCUCACAGGAGCGCAACGACGAAGCCCGUACUGCCCUCAAACGCAGCCUGGAGCUUUGGCAGGACCUCGCCCCCGAAGACCCCGCUGUGCCCGACUUCCCGACCCGCAUUGCGCUGGCCCGUCUGCUUCUCGAGACGGAAAUGAUGGAGGAUGCGCUCGUGGUUCUCGAGCGUCUCGUCACCGACGACGACGAGAGCAUCGAGGCUUGGUAUCUCGGUGGCUGGGCGCUGUACCUGGCCGGCGAGAAGUUCCGCGAUGCCAAGGGCAGUGCAAACGGUGCCGACCCUUCGGAGGAUCUUACGAUUACCUGGAAGUCGUCGCGACGCUGGCUGGCCCAGUGCCUGAAACUCUUCGACGUCCAGGAGUACGAGGACGAAAGACUGGGCGAGCACGCCGUCGAGCUCGUUCUCAGCAUUAAUAAGGAGAUUGGCGAGCCCGAGGAGGGCGAGGACGAGUGGGACGUCGCCAGCGAUGAGGACGAGGAUGAUGAUGAGGACGAGGAAAUGGAGGACUAA